GAGAAUACAUGAUAUUGCUAAACUAUUACAUGAAUUUAGUAAUAAAAUAAUGGAUGUGAGAAUAGCGCUUGAGGAUAUGUAUAGAAUGGAUGACAUGCUAAAAGUAACAAGUGCAAGAAAGGCAAUAGUUGGUGUGGAAAAAUUUUGUGAUAGAGCUGAAAGAAAGUUAAAAAAAUCAGCUGAAGGAUUGGAUGAAAUUAUCAAAUUUUUGAACAAUUAUAGGAGUAAAUUAUUUGAUGUUGAUGCGCAGCUUGGUGGAAUGAGCAAAGUCUUGAAAAGGGAUUUAGAUAAACUUGAAAAAUUAAUGGAGAAUCUGAAA
Entrophospora candida is the source of this 319-nucleotide messenger RNA. Lineage: Eukaryota; Fungi; Glomeromycota; Glomeromycetes; Entrophosporales; Entrophosporaceae. The record is from the annotation of a GenBank genome assembly.